Rubroshorea leprosula is the source of this 845-nucleotide messenger RNA. The record is from the annotation of a GenBank genome assembly. Lineage: Eukaryota; Viridiplantae; Streptophyta; Magnoliopsida; Malvales; Dipterocarpaceae.
GAGUGUACCCAUUUCUUUCCAUGGACCAUUUCAAACCUCCGAGUUGUUUAUAAAUUACAUGCACAAUGCCAGAGUUUUAUACUAAUCAAGGUAUCAACAAGUGAAGUGACUUGACUGACUCAAGGGGACCUAAGGCAUGCAUUGUAGAAUGAAUCUAUUUUCAUCAAUUCCCAAUCCUCUGCUGUAACUUUUGCCUGUUUUAUUUAUUAGUUGCACAUUGCUAUCAUUUGCCUGUUUUAUUUAUUAGUUUCACAUUGCUAUCAUUUGCUUUAUGCCUUUCACUAAAAAAUUUUACAGGUGCUUCUGAGUGGAAGAGAUGCUGCACCAGUUGGGUGUUCAUUUGAGAAUGUGAAUGAAAAUCUUAUGGUUUAUCUCAAGGUUCAAGGAAGUCUAAACACAGAAGCUGAGCGGGAAAAACUUAAGACAAAGAUGGAUGAGAAUCUUAAGCAACAGGAGAAGUUGAACAAGAUAAUGAAUGCCUCUGGCUAUCAUGAAAAAGUUGAUCCUAAAAUCCAUGAGGAGAAUAUGAAGAAGCUGGAAAAGCUUAUGCAGGAGUUUGAAUUUUUCAAAGAAGAAAGCACUCGUCUGGAAUGACAUGGAAGUUCCAAGUUUACACUGCAUUCUCCAAGACUUUGCAGAAUUCAGUAACUGGGAGGAGAUUCGGUGAAACACAGUACCCUGGUUUGGUUUUCAUUCUGAUCAUCAAGUAUAGAUUAAAAUACAAUAUCUUUCCUUUAUAAUGAAAUUAUAACUGGUUGUGGGUCAUUGACGCUUUGAAUUAUUUGCUUAAGAAUGCUUAUACCUUCUAGUUAAAAAAAUGUUUUUAACUGAAGAUAUUUUCUCUU